CCUUCGAAGACACAACGAAUUGGUUUCAGCGGCAGCCACGACGCACGCCAGCAUGAGUGUCCGCAUUACCCCGCCGAGUGUUACCAAAAAAGCCGACGACGGAGAAGAAGAGGGGGCGGUGCGCGCGGAAUUGCCCUACAAUUUCGAAAAGGAACUUAUAGAAAAUCAAAAUCGUCAUUUUUGUGGACAUUACACAUUUGUGCCGUGCGGUAGAGUUGAACCGCUUGCGACAAAAUUUUAUGCUCGACAUGAUCAAAACACUUUGGACUAUGAAAAGUAUGUGGAAUUGGUGGCGCAACGUGGCAGCAGGCGUGGCAGGGGUAUAUUACCUCAUCUAUCCGGGGAAAUCUACGGUUGGCUGCCUGCAGAUUUAGGUGACAGUCUGAGGGAAUUAAAUUUUAUCUGCGCACCGAAAAUUCGCACCGAUAUGACAAUACACGGUGAAAAGGUAGUCAGCGAACGUGUAACGGAACGACCAGCCUUUAACGGUUUACGUUUUGUUGUGUAAUUUAAA
This is a messenger RNA of Rhagoletis zephyria (snowberry fruit fly), 514 nucleotides long. RefSeq lists its product as uncharacterized. The record is from RefSeq and is a predicted model, not a curated record. Lineage: Eukaryota; Metazoa; Arthropoda; Insecta; Diptera; Tephritidae.